AGUUGAUUGAUUCGCGCGAGCGUUCAUGAGCGUCUUUAACGGACACGGUGUUAGCUUCUUGGCUAACAGUUUCUUCUCAGGUUUUUACGAAUUAGACACAUUAAAAGUUAUAUUUAGACACUUUAAUUCAAGCAAGCAGUUGUUUAGUUUAGCUAGAAAUAAAAGAGGUGGUGAUAUUUAACAGCGAGGACAUGACCAAUGUUGUGAAAAAACGAGGGAAAACAAAGCAGGAGACUGCUGAGUGGGACAGCUUAUUCCAUCAGGAGCUGAGAAGCCAGGAGCAGUCGCUGGUGUUUGUUAAGCGAAUGCUGGUCCUAGCCGUGUCCUCUAUAACAUACCUGCGUGGGAUCUUUCCAGAAAACGCGUAUCGAUCCCGCUACUUAGAAGAUUUAUGCAUCAAGGUUCUUAAAGAGGAUUGCACCUCUCCAGGAGCCUGCAAAAUUGUCAAGUGGUUGAUGGGGUGUUUUGAUGCUUUGGAGAAGAGAUACCUGCAGAUCGUGCUUAUCGGCGUACACAGAGACCCAGAUGACACAAAUCAUGUCAUAGAGUCUUACCAGUUCAAGUUCAAAUACAUAGACAAUGGGCCUCAGAUGGACAUUCUCAGAAACGAGAACAUUGAGAUGAGCGUGACUAUGGAGAACACUAAGAAGGCCUCGGUUCUGUUGAUCAGGAAGCUUUUCCUCCUCAUGCAGAAUCUGGAUUCUCUGCCCGACGGCGUCCAUCUCACCAUGAAGCUCUACUACUAUGACGACGUGACCCCAUCAGAAUACGAGCCGCCUGGUUUUAAGGAGGGAAUGUGCGACAGCCUGUGGUUCGAGGGCACAGCGGUGCACUUCAGAGUGGGAGAUUUGCAAACUCCCUUCCACGUGCUGAAGGUCGGAGUGGCAGCUGAGCAGGGCCGUGUGAGUAAACUGCAGGAAGGCGAGCACAUGAGAGAGAGCGUCCAGGACUCCAUGCAAGAGGUGCCUGGACAGUGCAGGGAGGAGGAUCUGCCAUCCGAGGACGAAUCAGCUGCGCAGUUCAAGCAACCCACUAAAGCGACAGCAAAGAGACGAGGCAACAAACUGGCGAAGAGACGGAGGAAAGAACCAUAAACGCAAUCUGUAGCGGUUUGUUUGGACUGAGGUUGUGUUGUGUGUUUUUUUGCAGUAUCCUUGUAUUUAUUUGUGGUUUCUUUUUAAGGCCAGAGUGAAACAUUCCGAGUUAUUUAGCUGUUGGAACUUUUGUUUUGCUGUUCAAAUGUUCGAAGGCUGCAAUUCAAUAAAAGCCUAGAAAGAGCGAAACAAAUGCACAGUUCACAAAA
Molecule: messenger RNA, 1303 nt
Organism: Tachysurus fulvidraco (yellow catfish)
Lineage: Eukaryota; Metazoa; Chordata; Actinopteri; Siluriformes; Bagridae
Gene: zte38
Product: zebrafish testis-expressed 38
Exons: 12
Coding region: 192-1094 (300 amino acids)
Source: RefSeq, a predicted model, not a curated record